Lachancea sp. 'fantastica' is the source of this 396-nucleotide messenger RNA. The record is from the annotation of a GenBank genome assembly. NCBI's taxonomy places the organism in Eukaryota, Fungi, Ascomycota, Saccharomycetes, Saccharomycetales, Saccharomycetaceae.
AUGUCGCGUGUGGCAAGACAGCUCAAGUUUUUCAACAAGAUCAGUACGACUACUGUGGAGCCCCAAAUCGUUCUGAAUGCCGAGAAAUACUCGGGACUGAAUUUGACGUUCCAGUAUCAAAAUCACAAUGGACACAUGGGAGCCAGGAAAUUCUGGCGUGAGUAUAUGCCGACGUUACAGUUCUACAAUCCGCAAAUGCGUUUUCAGGUCACCCGGGUGAAAAACGAGGACAAAAAAAAUGCUAGUGUUCCAUGUGUUUUGGAGGUUCUGGACAGGGAAGGAAAGGCUGUGGGAUCACUAGAUAUGCGUAACAAGCAAGGUUCCGAGAUUAUGCAGGCGCUUCUCGCCGAGGUUGACCACGUCAAAGUGGCCGAGGAGGACAUUGUCAAGCUUUAA